Zingiber officinale is the source of this 1266-nucleotide messenger RNA. RefSeq names its product AP2-like ethylene-responsive transcription factor PLT2. Gene Ontology annotation, molecular function: DNA binding; DNA-binding transcription factor activity. The record is from RefSeq and is a predicted model, not a curated record. The coding region runs from base 28 to 1188 and encodes 386 amino acids. Gene Ontology annotation, biological process: regulation of DNA-templated transcription. The transcript is spliced from 7 exons. NCBI's taxonomy places the organism in Eukaryota, Viridiplantae, Streptophyta, Magnoliopsida, Zingiberales, Zingiberaceae.
UCUCUUCGAGCUGUCAGCCGCAUUCUAAUGGACUUGGUGUCAAUCAAGAGUGAGACAGGGGCGAGGCGAUUGCACGAGACCGGCGCCGGCGAGGUGACCAAGGUGGUGAUUAGGAGGAGGAGAGCUAGGGACUCUGCGGCGGUGCCACCGGGGGUCGCUACCGGAAAUGAUCCUAACGCCGGUGAAGUCAUCGAUCAAUCUACCACUGCUUGCAGCACCAUCAAAAGGAGCUCAAGAUUUCGAGGAGUGAGCAGGCAUCGAUGGACAGGUAGGUUCGAGGCUCACCUCUGGGAUAAAGGUUCAUGGAAUGCAACGCAGAGGAAGAAAGGAAAGCAAGUGUACCUCGGAGCGUACGAUGAGGAGGAAGCAGCAGCGAGAGCUUAUGAUUUGGCUGCUCUAAAGUACUGGGGGCCUUCCACCUACACCAAUUUUCCAGUAUCUGAAUACGACAAGGAAAUCCAAAUCAUGCAAAACGUCACAAAAGAAGAGUACCUGGCCUCCAUUCGCAGAAAGAGCAGUGGUUUCUCCAGAGGUGUAUCCAAGUACCGGGGGGUUGCUAGACAUCAUCACAAUGGAAGGUGGGAAGCACGGAUUGGCAGAGUCUUUGGAAACAAAUACCUGUAUCUGGGAACUUACAGCACUCAAGAAGAGGCUGCUCGUGCUUACGACAUUGCAGCCAUCGAAUACAGAGGAAUCAACGCGGUGACCAACUUCGACCUAAGCAGCUACAUUCGAUGGCUCAAGCCAACGGCUGGGAGCUCCGGCCUCCAAGACUGCAUUACUGAAUUGCCUUGGCAAGGCCACUCCACCGGCCAUCAGCCUCAAGCUCACAGCCAGCCCAAUUUACUCGACCAAUUAUAUGGGAACGUGCUGCCCUGCAAGUGGGAAUAUUAUGCGGACAAUAUUAAUAAUAAUAAUAAUAAUCAAUUGCAAGCCAAUCUUCCUAGUGCCCCUAAGAGCAAGCCUUCUUCGCCCACCGCUCUGGGGCUCUUGUUCAAGUCUUCGAUGUUCAGGCAACUCAUGGAGACCUUCGGUGAUGUAGGCAUUGAUGAAGGCGAGCAAUCACAGAGCCUGGAGAGGAGACAAAUUAUAAUGCAAGAAGUUGUGUCUACUGCUACAGAUAAUGUGGAUCAGUUUCUGCAUGGGGUCUUUUGUAAAGAACUAUCGGCUUGUAUUGGAAUGAUAUAGCUAGCUAGUCGACGUACGACACCUCUUCAUCUCCGAUCGAGACGAAAUCGAGGAGAUCAUGAAAUAAAACAAAGAUAC